Molecule: messenger RNA, 1590 nt
Organism: Psilocybe cubensis
Lineage: Eukaryota; Fungi; Basidiomycota; Agaricomycetes; Agaricales; Agrocybaceae
Exons: 12
Coding region: 1-1590 (529 amino acids)
Biological process (GO): transmembrane transport
Cellular component (GO): membrane
Molecular function (GO): transmembrane transporter activity
Source: RefSeq, a predicted model, not a curated record
AUGUCAAAUAUGUGUAUAGAAUCUACACAUGAAAAGCGGACUUCUCCUCCCAUGUGCCCUGGAACUCAUCCUUCACCCCAAAAUAGUGUCGAUUCCACUGUCCCCGACUGCGACAUCGUUCAAAACCUUGACGGGAUCUCCGAACAAAAAGACGUAGAAGUUGGGUUAUAUCUUCCAUCUCUCAGUCCGACUUUUGUCGACAUAACAGAACUCUCAACUGCGGGCACCGAGUCUGAGAAAACCCUCACUGAAGCUUCCGAGUACACCUUGCAGAAUUCCAGUGCCACUGGAUCCGUCGAAAACGCUCAUUAUGCGUCCAUCUACGACCUCCCUCCAUUAGAUUCUAUAACGACGACAGGGAAGCUUUCAAAAAUUCAAAAACGCAAUGGCAUGUUACAGUUUGCAUCAUUGUGCUAUUGUAUCUGGUUAGCAGGCUGGAACGAUGGCACGACGGGGCCGCUCCUCCCCAGGCUGCAGGAGCAUUACAAUGUAGGAUUUUCGGUUGUGUCCAUGAUAUUUGUUGGAGGCUGUUUCGGAUUCAUAACUGGAGCUGCGCUGAACAUUUGGCUUAACGACCGUCUGGGUCUCGGAAAGAUACUUGUUCUGGGCUCAUGUUGUCAACUUCUUGGCUACGCUAUCAUCGCUCCUGCCCCUCCGUUUCCUCUCUUAAUAUGCGCCUAUUUCAUUGUUGGCUUUGGUAUGUCUUUUCAGAACGCUCAAGCUAAUGGAUUUGUCGGAAGCUUGGAUAAGAACAUGACAACCAAACUCGGAGUGAUGCAUGGCUCCUAUGGACUGGGGGCGCUUACUUCACCAUUUGCUUCUACGUAUUUUUCAAGAUUCCCAGAUCACAGAUGGGCUUACCAGUUCAUUUUCUCCGCGGUAUUUGCUACGAUAAACGUUAUUGCUGUGAUCCUUGUUUUCAGGUUUCGGAGACAGGAAGAGGUACUUUUAGACGCUGGCCAAAAGUCUCCCACAAAUUCCGAGUGCAAUCCACAGCGACAUGGAAAUACGUACAGGCAGAUUUUUACCUUGAAAUGUGUUCCCCUUCUUGCUGCCUUUGCUGUGAUAUACAUUGGAGUUGAAGUCACUUUUGGAGGUUGGAGUGUAACGUUUGUCAUUCAUGAACGUGGAGGGGGACCAAGCUCUGGUUAUAUCUCGUCCGGAUUUUUUGGUGGUCUAACGCUGGGCAGAGUUGGUUUGAUGUGGCUCAACAAAAUGGUCGGAGAGCAUCGUGUGAUUAUUCUAUACUCUUUAAUUGCUAUUGGCCUCGACCUGACAGUUUGGCUCGUCCCAUCGAUCUACGAAAACGCUGUGGCAGUUUCUCUCAUUGGUCUCGUUCUCGGCCCCAUGUUUCCCGUAUUCGUGUCGCAUAUGACCCAUAUUCUUCCCCCCCAUCUCCUCACGGCAUGCAUAGGGAUCAUCACGGGUAUCGGUGUCGCAGGAUCCGCCGCGUUACCUUUCAUCACAGGUGUUCUGGCUUCAAAGUUUGGAAUUGGUGCUUUGCAACCCCUGAUGAUAUCUAUGAUGGUAGUUAUGGUUCUUCUAUGGAUAUGUGUGCCCACCAGCGUUCGGCGGAUGGAAUCGGUGUGA